AUUACACCCUGUGGCCGUUCUGGGUCGACACCCACGUUGAUUCACCUUUUCACAUCGAUGACAGCGGCACGGUGCGGGAUUCAAGAUUUGCCAAGGUUCCCAUUUAUCACGAUACUGAAAAGAUCCUGAGCUCACUGCAUAGUCAGGGGUUCAAGAUAGGCAUUGCAUCGCGAACCAGUGAGACUGAAGGAGCCAAUCAGCUGCUGUCACUCUAUAAACUUGACCAAUACAUUUCCUUCAAGGAGAUCUAUCCCGGUUCAAAGGUCACUCAUUUUAAAAGGCUGAAAGCUGACAGUGGCGUUCAGUUUUCUGACAUGAUGUUCUUUGAUGAUGAGGAUAGGAACAUCUUGGAGGUUGGCAGGCUGGGUGUUCACUGUGUGAUGGUUCAUAAUGCCAUCACCUGGGAUCUAGUCAAGAAAGCACUUGAGCAGUUCAGCAAGAAGCAGUGAAGGCGUCUGGUCCUGUGGAGAUGCAGCUGCUGCAAAUGAAGAAGAACCCAUUUGCUGUGCAGAAAAACUGACAUGCAUAGAGGACAGGGAGGGUCAUGUUUAGUGGUUAUUUCUGUGCGAUCAACCGUUUUUGACUUGACUGACAAAAGCAAUUGGCGAAUACUUAUAAUUCUGUUUUAAUGUUUACAUAGUUUAUUAUUUAGCUCCAUUUGAAAACAUUAAAUUAAGUUUUUUUUUAGAUGCAAUUUAUAUUUAAUUUUUCAAUGUAUACAUUAAUAAUUCGUUCCUUUAAGUGACCCACCUAGUCUGCCAAAGAAAUGCACCUUUGCUUGUUUUUAUCUAAUAAAGACUUUUAAGUUAAAUGGAACUAAACACAGCAAAUUGUAAAACAAAAAGGCAUGUGUUUUUAUUGUUACUGUAUGUGACAGAUUUUCUGUACAGAGACUACAAUAGAAAAAUAGUUUUAUAUUUAUUACAUUUAUAAAACACGUGUCUUCCAUUUUUUGUUGGUCUCUUUUUUUAAAUGUCAUUUUCUCUCUUAUUU
This is a messenger RNA of Sinocyclocheilus grahami, 993 nucleotides long. It is a transcript of the gene mdp1, whose product is annotated as magnesium dependent phosphatase 1. Gene Ontology annotation, molecular function: acid phosphatase activity. Lineage: Eukaryota; Metazoa; Chordata; Actinopteri; Cypriniformes; Cyprinidae. The record is from RefSeq and is a predicted model, not a curated record. The transcript has 5 exons. The annotation marks the transcript as partial.